AUAGGCUAGGACAAAUCCUAACAGGAUCAUUAAUGUCAACCCGAUAAACCAAGCGUGAGACUCUCAUACAGUACAUGAACUGCCCCACUGACAUACAGACUAACCAUCACGGUAUCAUCCCACCAAACAACGCGAUCCCGCCCUCAUAAAUACCUACAUACCCCCUUUGACCGUAGAAUAAUGAGUAAAGCAAUGCAAAAACUCCAGACACCAAUUCCUAUUCUACAAAACCACAAUAUUACCCACCCUGGUGUCCUUGACCCAAACACUCCACCUCCUCCUCAAUGUCAGACUCCCCACCUCCCUCUCCCACUCCUUCCCACCGCCAGCCACCAUAACCGCCAUAAUACCAUAUUCAUUUUCUUUAUCCAGCAACGGCCGAACAAGGUCUUGUGGUGUCGAGGUACUUUUAUCCAAGAAUAUCACAAGACGGAUGAAACUCGGUAUAUGCUGGAGCUUCUGGGAGAAGGCGCAGGCACCCCGGGGAACAAUGAGAACUUGGGCGGUUUUCGGGAUGCUGUUGGAUUGGAUGGGUGCGCAAGCGGGAUAUUUGAGGAUAUGGAUGUCUGCGAAUACUGGUGUUGUGGUUGGAAUGCCCGCCGCGCCUAUACCCGUAGGAAUGAUCCCGGCGAAAGCGUGUAAUCGUGGAGAGCUAGUGCUUGUUGGGGCAGCUUCGUCGUCGCCGCCGUCGCCGUCGUUGUAUAGGCUGAGCAGAUCGUUAAGUUGUGUCUCGAGACUAGUAAACCCCAGUCUGCUAAGCAAUUCUCCAAGAGCCGUUUUUGUCUCCGGAAUAAUUGGCACUUGCUUCAGCUCCUCCUCGCGUUUAGCAGCACGAAUGUCGUCUGCAUACUGUAUGAUCAAGUCUACGUAUUCGUGAUCGAGCACAAUCUGAAAGUUGGGGUCCAUCGUUGCGCCGCUCUUAUCGAUCACAUUGUCUUCCAAAAAGACAAUCUCGCUUUUGCCCAAGGAGGUCCCUCCAAUAUUGGUUAUGCGGAGGACCCCAUGUUCGUUUGUCAUUCCCAUACGGACCCCACGCAUGCUGCCGGAAAUACUGAUACCGCCCUGUACUCGUUUCACCAUACCAGCAGUAGCUGCGCCGAAAAUAUCGCUAGAGCCGGAAGCGGAUGAGAGCUGUGCUUUGGGUUGCGGAAAUAUGAGAUCGAAGGAUUCAAGAGCAGGUAAGGGGGAGCAGAUGGAGCCCGGGGGGACAAGAUACGGGGGAAGAGUCCAAGGGUAGAAGGUUGAAUUGGAGGGUGACCAAAAGUAGGAAUUUUCUGCGUAGAUGUCGAGAUCCGACGGUUGCAGAGGUGAUAACUCUGUCGGAAGGGUCUUUGGGAGAGUGUGAAGCCUAGUAAAGUGCGAGGCGUGGAAAACAUCGGGACGAGAAGCAGUAGUAGAGAAGAAGGGGAUCGAUGUUGGGGCUGGGUUGGGGCAGGAUAAUGGUAGCGCGGGAUAGGUUCCUGAUGACCGAAUUCG
Messenger RNA from Tuber aestivum (summer truffle), 1476 nucleotides. Lineage: Eukaryota; Fungi; Ascomycota; Pezizomycetes; Pezizales; Tuberaceae. The record is from the annotation of a GenBank genome assembly.